AAGCUUUGUAGGGGAGUGAAGUUGGCAUUAACAAGUUUGCUUAUCUGUUUGUGAUUGGUUGGUGAGGGGACCCUUUUGAGACUGGACAGCUGGCCCAGGCUUGUCUUCCCAGGAGCUUUGUGGCUGGCCGUUGGCAUGCUCAGAAUGACGAAGUGUGGGCCAGACCAAGGGGGCUUGUUGGAUGGAGGGGAGGCGGUGACCUUCGAGGAUGUGGCUGUGAACUUCUACAGGGAGGAGUGGGCCUUGCUGGAUCCGUCCCAGAAGAAGCUGUACAGAGACGUGAUGUGGGAGACCUUUAGGAACCUGGCUGCCGUAGGGAGGAGCUCGGAUGACCAGCACCUUGACGAUAAGGACAGGAAAUGCGGGAAGCAGCUCAGAAGUGAAGAGGCAGAGCAGUCCUGUGAGUAUGAAUUAUGGUGUCAACGUGGAGAAAUGGGGUCUCAGCCUCCUGACACAAAUGCACACGUGACAGGUGUUGGCAUAAACCGAGCUGAAAGCCUUUGUUCUAGAAGGAUCCUGGCUGGUCAUUUGUCCGCACUUGGGCCCAUGAUGGCCGACACUGCACUCAGACCAUCUGAGCAGGAGAGGUUUCAAGAGAAGCUCUCUCCCUGUAAGAAAGCUGGCAAAGCCUGCGCCGACCUGCAGUCCUUUCAGGAACAUUCAAACGUGGGUUCUGAGGAACAGCCCCACGAGUUUAUGCCAUGUGCAGACUUGUACUCUGAUUACACUGCAGAAAGUACCACUGCAGAGCAGCAGGCUGUCGAUGCAUUCAGUAAAACCAGUGAUGCUGAGGUCUGGGGACGGUGUCACCGUGAAGUACAUACAGACUCAUGUGUGCCAUACGGAACAAGUUUUAAUUCUCCUUUCCAUAUUCCAGCACAUGAAAAAGCUCAAGUUAGAGAAAAAACUCCUGUGUAUGAACACAAUGAAAAAUCCCUCACUGUUAAUUCAUUGGGUGAUCUCAAAAGAAUUCACAUUGAGGAGAAACUCUCUGUAUGUAAGCAGUGUGGGAAGGCUUUCAGAACAAACAGCAUAUAUGAAGCUCAUGAAAGCACUUGCCUUGGGGAGAAACCCUAUGUAUGCAAACAACUUGGGAAAGAUUUCAGCAGACAUGGUAUGUGUCAAAGGCAUGAAGUGACUGACAACAGGGAAAAACCAUACGCAUGCACGCAAUGUGGCAAAGCUUUCAGCAGAAAAGACAGUUGGCGAAUUCAUGAACGAACUCACACUGGGGAGAAACCCUACGCAUGCAGGCAGUGCGGCAAAGCUUUCAGAGUACAUCGUAGUUAUCAAAUUCAUGAAAAGGCACACAGUGGGCAGAAACCCUAUGUGUGUAAGCAGUGUGGGAAAGCGUUCAUAACACAUUACGGUUGUCAAAGACAUGAAAGAAUUCAUACUGGCAAGAAGCCCUAUGCAUGUAAGCUGUGUGGCAAAGCUUUUAUCACACCUGGCAAUUGUCAAAGGCAUGAACGGACUCACACAGGGGAGAAACCCUAUGCAUGUAAGCAGUGCGGCAAAGCUUUCCGUGUGUAUCGUACUUGUCAGAUUCAUGAACAGGCACACACUGGGGAGAAACCCUACGCAUGUAAGCAGUGUGGGAAAACUUUCACAACACGAGGUAACUGUCAGAUACACGAAAGAAUUCAUACUGGGGAGAAACCCUAUGCAUGUAGGCACUGUGGCAAAACUUUCAGAGAAUAUCGUACGUGUCAAAUUCAUGAAAUGUCACACACUGGUGAGAAGCCCUAUGUGUGUAAGCAAUGUGGGAAAGCUUUCGUGACAUACUAUAGAUGUCAAAGACAUGAAAGAAUCCACAGUGGGGAGAAACCUUAUGCAUGUCAGCAAUGUGGCAAAGCUUUCUUUACGCGUGGCCAGUGUCAGACGCAUGAACGGACUCAUACUGAAGCAAGCCCUUGUGCAUGUGGGCAGUGUGGCACAGCUUUCAGUGAACAUGCUUGCCAGAGGCAUAAAGAGGCACACACUGAGAACAAACCCUUUGUGUGUAAGCAUUGUGGCAAAGCGUUCAGUGGAAAGUAUAGUUGGCAAAUUCAUGAACGGUUGCACACUGGAGAGAAACCCUAUGUGUGUAACUAUUGUGGAAAAGCCUUUGUCACGCGCACAGUUUGUAAAAGACAUGAAAGGACUCACACUGGGGAGAAACCCUACACAUGUGGGCAAUGUGGGAAAGCUUUCUGCAGCAAAGUAGGAUGGCAAGUACAUGAAAGGAUGCAUACUGGGGAGAAACCCUUUGCGUGUAAGUACUGUGGCAAAGCUUUCGGUUUACAUCGUACUUGUCAAAUUCACGAACAGGCCCACACUGGGGAGAAACCCUAUGCAUGCAAGCAAUGUGGGAAAGCUUUCAGUAGAAAAGACAGUAGGCAAAUUCAUGAACGGACUCACACUGGAGAAAGACCCUAUGUAUGUGCUCAGUGUGGGAAAGCUUUCAGCAGCAAAGUAGGUUGGCAAGGACAUGCAAGGACUCACACUGGGGAGAAGCCCUACAUGUGUGUGCAAUGUGGGAAAGCUUUCAGCAGCAAAGUGGGAUGGCAAGGACAUGCAAGGACUCACACUGGGGAAAAGCCCUACGCAUGUAGGCAGUGUGGGAAAGCUUUGAGCAGCAAACUAGGUUGGCAAAGACAUGAAAGGACUCACACUGGUGAGAAACCCUACACAUGUGCACAAUGUGGGAAAGCUUUCAGGAGCAAACUAGGUUGGCAAGGACAUGAAAGGAAUCACUUUGCGGGGAAGCCCUAUACAUGUUAGCAGUGUGGACAAGCUUUCCUAACACAGUUGUGAAAGACAUGAAAGAAUUCACACUGUCAAGAAACUGCAUGUAAGCAGUGUAGACAAGCUUUCUUCACACAUUGUGCUUGUCAAAGGUGUGAAGGGGCUGAACUCAUAGCUCAGCAGACUGAAGCACCA
Molecule: messenger RNA, 2922 nt
Organism: Octodon degus (degu)
Lineage: Eukaryota; Metazoa; Chordata; Mammalia; Rodentia; Octodontidae
Product: zinc finger protein 709-like
Exons: 4
Coding region: 136-2763 (875 amino acids)
Biological process (GO): regulation of transcription by RNA polymerase II
Molecular function (GO): DNA-binding transcription factor activity; RNA polymerase II cis-regulatory region sequence-specific DNA binding
Source: RefSeq, a predicted model, not a curated record